AUGCCUUUACAGGAUCCGCCAAGCCAACUGACAUUGAUAACAGAUGCAUCAGAACAGGGUUGGGGAGCACACCUGGAGAACUGGGAGACGUCAGGGGUCUGGCCGCAGCAAUAUCAACAGAAGCACAUAAAUUGGCUGGAGCUAAAGGCAGUACAGUUGGCUCUUCAAGAAGCUCUGUUUUUGAUAAAGGGAAAAGUGAUCCUUAUACGGUCAGACAACACAACAGUGAUCAGCUAUAUCAACAAGCAAGGGGGGACACACUCACCAGAACUGUGUUAUCUAAUUUGGGAGUUGUUCCAGUGGUGCAUACAGAACAAAAUUACAAUACGAGCUGUUCACAUUCCAGGGAAGAAGAAUUUUCUUGCAGAUGCACUUUCCCGGGGGAAAAUAGUUCGAAUGACAGAAUGGUCACUCAACAAAACUGUUGUAAAUUUAUUGUUCCAACAAUUAGGAACUCCAUGUAUAGACUUGUUUGCAACUGCGCAAAACAAGAAGUUGCCAGUCUGUUGCUCCCCGUUUCCGGACAUCAAUGCUUUUCAAGUAGAUGCCUUAGCAAUGAGCUGGGAAGGGAUUUAUGCUUAUGCAUUCCCACCACCUAUUCUUGUGCCCAAAGUCUUACAGAAGAUACGGGAAGAGGCAACUGUUGUACUACUCAUUGCUCCAAUGUGGCCCAGGCAGUCGUGGUAUCCUCAGAUAAUAGAUCUUCUGAUCGAUGUACCAGUCAAAUUACCACUGUGGCCAGAUCUUCUGUCUCAAAAUCACAAUCAGAUUUUUCAUCAAAACCUAGAAACUCUCAGUCUUGUAGCAUGGAAACUGUCAAAAUGCAACACAAGUCAAGAAGAUUUUCUGAAGAAAUUGCAGAAAUUAUGGCAAAUGCCAGAAAGACAUCUACACAAACAGUUUAUGAUGUAA
Molecule: messenger RNA, 912 nt
Organism: Saccostrea cuccullata (small rock oyster)
Lineage: Eukaryota; Metazoa; Mollusca; Bivalvia; Ostreida; Ostreidae
Exons: 1
Coding region: 1-912 (303 amino acids)
Molecular function (GO): RNA-DNA hybrid ribonuclease activity; nucleic acid binding
Source: RefSeq, a predicted model, not a curated record